UGUCAGAGCGCAAGGCGCACAGCGAGGAUCGCAUCGGGUAAUUCAGUGACACUGAGACUUAUUGAAUAUAUGGUGAAUAUCUCCGUGGACUUUCUGUUCAACAGUCACUGUUCGGGUCAUUAGAGCAAGGCGCUAUACGAGGGAAACAUGUGCAACACAGAGGAGAGUUGUGCGGUGCUGGGCUCAAGGCAGCAGGCUCCAGGGCCUCUGUGGUGCUCCGAUGCCCCUCUCCCACUAGCGAAGAUCCCGGGUGGGCGAGGGACAGGCAGGGAUCUCCCUCACAGCGUACUGCACAAGGACGAAAGGUUGACGGUGACCCAGGUAGGGUCGGUCAGUGGAGCGCCUCCUGUCCUGCACUUCCAGUACCAGCUGAGCGAGCGACGAUUCUCCUUCUGGGAUACAGUUCUUUCAGACGACGCGCUUUACUUGGAAAUCCCCAAUGGAGCUCUACAUAAUGGCAGCCGAGAAGGUUUUACCAGAGUGCUGGAGUUUGCAGAGGAGCAGCUGAAAGUCAGCUAUGUGUUCCUCUGGUUCUACAAAAACAGAGACGAUCGAUUGUCCAUCAUGAAGACCUUCCACUACAUGGGUUUUGAAGUCGUCAAACCGGGUCACCCGCUGGUGCCAGCCCGGCCCGAUCUUCUCUUUAUGGUCUAUUCCAUGGACAGCAGUAGUUCUGAUGAAGAGUGACCAUCAUCACCCACUCAAAAUACCCCCCACGCCUCCUCCUCACCUGCUCUGUGACCUGCCCCCCCUCUCAAUACCUUUGCAUCAAAGUGAACUUAAGCCAGGGGCUAAGACACGAGGGAGGGUCAUAGCUGGGCCGACUAACACGCUGAAUGGUUCAGUUUCUGUUAUUAUCCCACCGAUCAGUUCUGAUUAGUCGUUAGUCAGCAAGAGGUGGGUUGGUGCUAAAGUAGAAAUCUAGCAUAUCCUUUCGGUUAAUUCACAUCAUAUAUCCAACUGUCUAUACUCUCGUAUAUUCUAUGUAUGACACUCAGAACACAAUAUAGAUUGCAGAAAUGUUUAUAGGAGUAUUAUUACAGAAGGGGGUGUAUUUUUAAUUGAUUGUGAACGGUUUUCCUGUUAAGGUUUUGCUUUCGGGUGGUGGUGGUGGUGGUGAAACAUGAAUUUAUAAUUUUAUUCCAGUUUGACUUGAUUCCAGUCUUUACUGGUUUUGCUUUUUUUUUUAA
Xyrauchen texanus (razorback sucker) is the source of this 1190-nucleotide messenger RNA. Its product is annotated as ornithine decarboxylase antizyme 2-like. Gene Ontology annotation, molecular function: ornithine decarboxylase inhibitor activity. NCBI's taxonomy places the organism in Eukaryota, Metazoa, Chordata, Actinopteri, Cypriniformes, Catostomidae. Gene Ontology annotation, cellular component: cytoplasm; nucleus. The record is from RefSeq and is a predicted model, not a curated record. Gene Ontology annotation, biological process: positive regulation of protein catabolic process.